CAACCAAUCUCAUUCUCAUCAUCAACUUUCAUCAAACCAAUCAAACCAAUCAACCCAACUCAAACAAUGCCAACUUCAAUACCUUCAACUCCAACUAAAUCUCCAGCACAAGCAGAUCCAAGUUCACCAACAACAGACACUCAAAAGAAAUUCAAAUGGGCACCUAUUCGAGUACCACCACAACGUAGACUUGAAACUUUAGCUGUCUUUUUUUGGACUACUCAACUUUCGAUUUGUAUUGGAUUCUUCUUUCUUUUAAUGUCAAUGCCAAUCUUUUGGCCAAUUUUGAUUCCUUAUGUCAUUUGGAUGCUUUUAAUUGAUCAAGCACCAGAAAAAGGUGGUAGAAAGAUUCAAUCGGUUAGAGAAUGGAAGUUUUGGAAAUUCUUUGCUUCUUAUUUUCCAAUUAGUUUAAUAAAGACUGCUGAUUUACCAAGUGAUCGAAAAUAUGUUUUUGGUUAUCAUCCACAUGGAAUCAUUGGAAUGGGUGCAAUCGCAAAUUUCGCAACAGAUGCCACCGGUUUCUCCAAACUUUUCCCAAACCUAAACCCACAUCUAUUAACUCUCAAAACGAAUUUCCAAAUCCCAUUUUAUCGUGACCUAAUCCUAUCCUUAGGAAUCUGUUCAGUUUCAAUUAAAUCAUGUAUUUCUACACUUAAAUCUAAAAACGAUUUAUCAUUAGAUUACAAAAAUAAUAAAGGUGAAGGUAAUUGUUUGGUGAUUGUUGUUGGGGGGGCUGCUGAAAGUUUAUCUGCUCAUCCUGGUACGGCUGAUCUUACUUUAAAACGUAGACUUGGGUUUAUUAAAUUGGCAAUGAGAGAAGGUGCCGACCUUGUUCCUGUCUUCUCUUUUGGAGAGAAUGAUGUGUAUGCUCAACUAUCUAAUGCUGAAGGAACAGCACUCUAUGCUAUCCAAAAGAAAUUUCAAGCUGUCUUUGGAUUCACGCUACCUGUUUUUCAUGGUCGUGGUGUAUUCAAUUACUCUCUAGGAUUACUUCCUUAUCGACAUCCUAUCGUUUCUGUUGUUGGGAAACCAAUCAGAGUAGAAUUGAAUCCGAAACCAACACUAGAAGAGAUCCAAGUAGUACAAGAGAAAUAUAUUAAUGAACUUACCAAUAUUUGGGAUCAAUAUAAAGAUAUCUAUGCUCCUUAUCGUAAACGUGAAAUGGCUUUAAUUGCUUAAAGAAAAAAGUAAAGAAAAAAACAGUGGUUGACUUUGUUGUUGUUAUAAAAAAGAAAAGUAUGGGGAGAGCAAAAGAAUUGGUGUUUUUGUUUUUGUUUUUUUGUUGUAUUUUGGUCAGUUUGUAUAUUCCCCAUUCCUGCUGCUGCCUCCUCCUCACCCAGUUUUUUAAGAAUAUAAAAUCAAAGUGGUUAUCAUGUUUUUUGAUGAUUAUUAUCAAGAUUUGAAAAGAUAGUAAAAGUUUUUUGGUUUUGGUUUUGGUUUUUGUAGAUAGAUAGAAAUCGUGAUAUUUCUUAUAUUUUUUAUGAACAAAUCUCUUGAUGUUUGUUUAUCUCAUUAUUAUUUUGAUUGAUUUACUAAGAUCCAAAUUUUCUUUUUCUUUUUUUUUCUUUUGUGAUAAAAAGAAAUUUAGUUUUAGGUAGUAAAAAUAUAUAAGUUUUUUUC
This is a messenger RNA of Melampsora larici-populina 98AG31, 1620 nucleotides long. RefSeq lists its product as uncharacterized. Gene Ontology annotation, cellular component: endoplasmic reticulum membrane. The transcript has 13 exons. The record is from RefSeq and is a predicted model, not a curated record. Gene Ontology annotation, molecular function: diacylglycerol O-acyltransferase activity. The coding region runs from base 67 to 1179 and encodes 370 amino acids. Gene Ontology annotation, biological process: triglyceride biosynthetic process. Lineage: Eukaryota; Fungi; Basidiomycota; Pucciniomycetes; Pucciniales; Melampsoraceae.